Molecule: messenger RNA, 2311 nt
Organism: Temnothorax curvispinosus
Lineage: Eukaryota; Metazoa; Arthropoda; Insecta; Hymenoptera; Formicidae
Product: SET and MYND domain-containing protein 4-like
Exons: 6
Coding region: 449-2311 (620 amino acids)
Molecular function (GO): protein binding
Source: RefSeq, a predicted model, not a curated record
CAAAUAUUCGAUGACAAGUAUAAAUGCAGCGAUUGUACAUUUGUAAUGCUCACUUAUUGAGAAUUUGUUUUUUUUUAUCUACGUUUUUACUUUCGAUCAGUCAUUUGCGUACAAUGAGUGCCCAAGUAAUUCCUGCACAGCAUAGUCUUUUUCUGUCAUCCGGCUUGAGGUAAAUUUAGUUUCACCGGCUUCAAUGUUCUCAGUACAUGUUCCACUCAUGGCUUAUUCAGUUACUGUCUAAGGUCAACUUUGAGUAUCGUGAUCUGUAAAGUAAUUCUCACUGCGUUUACGUAAAAUAUACAUUUUACAACAUCAACUUUUAAUAUAUCAAACAUAAAAUAAUGAAGAUUUAAAAUCUCAGUGAUAAGUACAAAAACUUAAGUGUCACAUAAAUAAAAAUUACAAUAUAUCAUAUACAACAGCAUCUUAAAGAUUAUCCACACGAAGAAUGGAGAUAGCAAAGGAACUUGUAUUGACUCUCAAGCAAAAUAAUAAAUCGCACGUUGGAUAUGGAUUGCAAAAGGAGUGCGAGGCUCUCGUCGGGCACAUCUUGCAAAACAUGGUCAGAUCCCAGAUGCCUCCUCUACACGGUGUAACGAAAAACGAGGAAGACUCCGUCAGAUACAGAGAGGAAGGCAAUCAACAUUUUGUAAUGGGUGACGACCUGGAAGCAAUUGAAUGUUACACCCUGAGCUUAGCGUACGCCGAUAGCGAUGAACUCAUGGCGUACGCACACGCGAACCGAUCCGCCGCUUUGUACAGGAAACAAUUGUACAAGGAAUGCCUGAUAGACAUUGACGCGGCUCUGUCUCAUGGAUAUCCAAAAGAGAAGCAGAGGAACUUGAAGGACAGGGGCGACAAAGCGAUAACGGAGAUAAAAAGGCUGCUGCAGCUGGAGGAUGCCGAUCAUCAGAGAACUACAAAAUCAGAAAGCGUCGAGCGCAUAGGCAACGGGACGGCAAUAGAAAAUGAUCGAGAGAUUCCGAAGAAGCAGGGCGCGAUAGCUAACGAGAAUUAUCUUCAUUAUGCGGCGAAGAUCCCUCCGCGGAAGCCGCGAUAUUUGCAGGAGGAGGAUUUUUCCAAGUUAACGUACGGCCCGAGCCGAGAAGCUCCUGCAAUCAGCGACGGCAUCGCCAUAUCCUUCUCCGAGAGAUACGGCAGACACUACAUGGCCACACGGGAAUUUAAACCUGGCGACAUAGUCAGCAUCGAAGAUCCGUAUGCGCAUGUUAUCUACGAGGAACGGUAUUACACGCAUUGCCACUAUUGUCUAUCCAGAAGCUACAAUCUAAUACCAUGCCCGCAAUGCCCGAUAGCUCAGUAUUGCUCCGAGAAUUGCAGGAAGCUGGCCUGGGAAACAUGCCACCAGACAGAAUGCCCAAUUCUAAAGCUGUUGACGAACCUGCUCAACGUGGACAAGGAUAAGAUAAGAAUGAUUUCCAAGAUCAUUCGAUUGUUGAUCGUGGUGACCGAGAAUGGAACUAGAAUUAAAGAGCUGCAGCAAGAUAUGAAAACGGCGGAAUCCAAUUCAGACAAUAGAACGGCGGGAUUUACAGAUACUGGAAUAUUAGAUAGCUUUAGCAGCCGGUCCGCGCUGAGCCUCGCUACCAAUAUGACUACGAGACCGCUGAUCGGAAUCAGCGCGUUCGCCUGUAUCUCGGCGCUCGCGGUAAUUCUUUUAGCUACGCAGACAAGAUUUUUCCCCAAGAGAUACGAGAUUGACGACUUGAAGGACAUCAGCGAAUUUUCCGAGCUCAAGUUUUGCGCGAGUAUAAUGUUUCGUGCCUGCGUGAUAAUGUCAUCUAAUUGCUUUUCAAUACAGCAAGAACCUGGAAUUGUGUCGGGUUCAGGCCUAUAUGUGACUCACAGUCUGUACAAUCACUCUUGCGCACCGAAUACUUUUCGACAUUUCGAGGGACUGACAAUGAUCACGCGUGCCUUGACACCUAUACGUCCCGGGGAUCAAAUAUUCACAAGCUACGGUGGCGUUUACGCGCACAUGCAACGAUCCGAGAGGAAGCAAAAGAUACUGCAGGAUUACUUUCUCGAUUGCGAUUGUCCGGCAUGCAAGAACGAUUGGCCGACAUAUAAUGAGAUCCUGCGAGAUCAUAUCGGAUCUAUCUCUAAGAAUAAGCAGCUUGUGGAAAAACUGAGGCCUUUCAGGGAGAGAUUACUCGCGAAUAUGUACGAUAUUGAGGCGGUGAAGGCCGUUCUCGAUAUAUUACACAGGGAAGUUGGUGAACAUCCAUGCGAGGAGAUACUCCACGCGGAGCAGUAUUUAAAGAGCUACUAUUUGGGUAAAUUUAAAUAA